Molecule: messenger RNA, 7174 nt
Organism: Phodopus roborovskii (desert hamster)
Lineage: Eukaryota; Metazoa; Chordata; Mammalia; Rodentia; Cricetidae
Gene: Mideas
Product: mitotic deacetylase associated SANT domain protein
Exons: 13
Coding region: 619-3861 (1080 amino acids)
Biological process (GO): negative regulation of DNA-templated transcription; regulation of transcription by RNA polymerase II
Cellular component (GO): transcription regulator complex; histone deacetylase complex
Molecular function (GO): transcription corepressor activity
Source: RefSeq, a predicted model, not a curated record
UUUUUCAAGCUGUGAGCUCAACCGAUGAGUCAGAGUCGUGCAAUCCUGACACUGCAUCGCAGGACUGGGGGUGACACGCAGGGAGGGAGAGCGCUCUCGAGGCGGACUGUACGGGCGCGGGGCGCGCCGAGGCUGCCGUGUGUCGAGCAGCGGGUGACAGCACGCACGUCCCGCCCGGGCCCUGCCAGCAAACUUCCCAGCUUCGGGAGGCGCGGGCUUGGCGAAAGCCCGGCGAACGCCGCAGGGAGGCGACGGCGCCUGUUUGUUUUUAAAAAUCCGGGAGUGCGUGCAGGCGGCUGGGCUCUUCGGAGGCGACCCAAGGCGGCGGUGGCGGCCCGCGGCGGAAGGGAGGGAGACUGGGGCCGGAGGCCGAGCGGGAGCUGGGCUCCAGGAUCCAGUACAGCAUCAUGACUGGGGACGUGUAGCUGAACUCAACGGCCUCUCCAGAAGAGGAAGGGACAGCGGACUUUUCUUGGCUCCUGUGUUUUCCUCUGCCCCUCUUCUGUCCUCACUGGCUUACCGGACUGGGACAGGGGCCAAGCUUCCAGCAGGACCUUCUCCCAAGGGAUGGGCAGCUGCUGAAGGACGGCUCAUUGCCAGGGCUUAGUUGGCCACAUCAUGAACCUCCAGGCCCAGCCCAAGGCUCAGAAUAAGCGCAAGCGUUGCCCUUUUGGGGACCAGGAAUCAACUUCCAAGGAACAGCCACCACCCCUGAAGGCACCACCACAGUCCCUCAGAGCGAAGGAGGAACAGUACGAGGCCCACGAAGCAGCAGGGGUUGCCUCCACCACCCAGCCUGUGGAGCUGCCUCCUCCCAACAGCCUGACGCUGCUGAACUCUGUGGUGUACGGAUCUGAGCGGACCACGGCAGCCAUGUUGUCCCAGCAAGCCCAAGUGAAGUGGCCCAACUCAGUGAUGGCUCCGGGGCGGGGCCUGGAGCGUGGAGGAGGUGGGGGCAUCAGUGACAGUGGCUGGCAGCAGCAACCUGGCCAGCCGCCACCCCACCCUGCAUGGAACCACCUGUCCCUCUACAGUGGCCCCAAAGGGAGUCCUCAUCCAGGUGUGGGUGUCUCUCCCUACUAUAACCACCCUGAGGCACUGAAGGGGAGCAAAGCUGGGGGUCCACAGCUGGAUCACUAUGGAAACGCAGUGCAGCCCAUGGUGCCCCAGAAGGUGCCGCUGGAGGUGGGGAGGCCCCAAGCACCCUUGAACUCUUUCCACGCAGCCAAGAAACCCCCCAACCAGACCCUGCCUUUGCAACCCUUCCAGCUGGCAUUUGGCCACCAGAUGAACCGUCAGGUCUUCCGACAGGGCCCGCAGCCCUCUAACCCCACCGCCUCCUUCCCACCUCAGAAGCAGCCGCAGCCGCAGCCGCAGCAACCGGCAGCCCUGUCCCAGAUACCACUGUUUGAGAACUUUUAUCCCUUGCACCAGCCACCUUCACAGCAAGCCCAGGACUUUGGCCUGGCACCGGGCGGGCCACUGGGACAGACGCACCUGCCUCAUCACAGCAUGGCCCCCUACCCUUUCCCUCACAACCCAGAUAUGAACCCAGAACUGCGCAAGGCCCUCCUGCAGGAUUCCGCCCCACAGCCUGUGUUACCUCAACCCCAGAUGGCCUUCCCACGUCGCUCCCGCCGUCUGUCCAAGGAGGGGAUUCUGCCUUCCAACUCCCUCGAUGGAGCUGGUACCCAACCUGGGCAGGAGCCCACAGGCAAUCUGUUCCUUCAUCACUGGCCUCUUCAGCAGCCACCACCAGGCUCCCUAGGGCAGCCCCACCCGGAGGCCCUGGGUUUCUCAUUAGAACUAAGGGAGUCACAGCUUCUGGCUGAUGGGGAGAGACUAGCACCCAACGGUCGGGAGCGGGAGGCUCCCCCCAUGGGUAAUGAGGAGGUCAUGAGGUCUGGGGGUCUAGGGGACUGUGGACAGAUGAUACGAGGUGGGGUGAUCCAGAGCACAAGACGGAGGCGCAGGGCAUCCCAGGAGGCUAACUUGCUGACACUGGCCCAGAAGGCGGUGGAGCUGGCUUCACUGCAGGACGCCAACGGCUCUGAGGAAAAGCGGAAAAGUGUGCUGGCCUCCACUGCCAAGUGCGGAGUGGAGUUUUCUGAGCCUGCCUUAGCUGCCAAGCGAGCACGCGAGGAGAGUGGGAUGGUGCCCCUCAUCAUCCCAGUAUCUGUCCCUGUGCGGGCUGAGGUGGCCCAAGUGGGAAGUGUCGAUGAGGACGGGAAAGGUCUUGAACAGUACCCUGCUGAGCACAAGCCAUCGGUCAUCGUGACUCGCAGGCGGUCACGAGUUCCUGGGACGGAUGCUUCAGCUCAGGCUGAAGACCUGAAUGUCAAGUUGGAGGGAGAGCCUUCCAUUCGGAAACCAAAGCAGCGGCCACGGCCCGAGCCCCUCAUCAUCCCCACCAAGGCGGGCACUUUCAUCGCCCCUCCUGUCUACUCCAACAUCACCCCCUACCAGAGCCACCUUCGCUCUCCUGUCCGCCUAGCUGACCACCCCUCUGAGCAGAGCUUUGAGCUGCCCCCCUACACACCGCCCCCCAUUCUCAGCCCCGUCCGGGAAGGCUCUGGCCUCUACUUCAAUGCCAUCAUAUCAACCAGCAGCAUCCCAGCCCCUCCUCCUAUCACGCCAAAGAGUGCCCAUCGUACCCUGCUCCGUUCUAAUAGUUCUGAAGUCACCCCGCCCGUCCUCUCUGUGAUGGGGGAGGCCACCCCUGUGAGCAUCGAACCACGGAUCAACGUUGGUACCCGGUUCCAAGCAGAAAUCCCCAUGAUAAGAGACCGUGCCCUGGCAGCUGCAGACCCCCAUAAGGCUGACUUGGUGUGGCAGCCAUGGGAGCAUCUUGAGAGCAGUUGGGAGAAACAGAGACAAGUGGAUGACCUGCUGACAGCUGCCUGCUCAAGCAUUUUCCCUGGUGCUGGCACCAACCAGGAACUGGCCCUGCACUAUCUCCAUGAGUCUAGAGGGGACAUCCUGGAAGCACUGAGUAAGCUGCUGUUGAAGAAGCCCGUGAGGCCCCACAAUCACCCACUGGCAACUUACCACUACACAGGCUCUGAUCAGUGGAAGAUAGCUGAGCGGAAGCUGUUCAACCAGGGCAUCGCCAUCUACAAGAAGGAUUUCUUCCUGGUGCAGAAGCUGAUCCAGACCAAGACUGUGGCCCAGUGUGUGGAGUUCUACUAUACCUAUAAGAAGCAGGUGAAAAUUGGCCGCAAUGGGACGCUCACCUUCGGCGAUGUGGAUACAAGGGACGAGAAAUCAGCCCAGGAAGAAGUGGAAGUGGACGUUAAGACUUCUCAGAAGUUCCCAAGGGUGCCUCCUCCCAGAAGAGAGUCCCCCAGUGAAGAGAGGCUGGAGCCUAAGAGGGAAGUGAAAGAACCCAGGAAGGAGGGGGAGGAGGAGGUGCCAGAAACCCAGGAGAAGGGAGAGCCGGAAGAAGGGCGGGAGCGCAGCCGCAGGGCCGCGGCUGUCAAAGCUACGCAGACACUACAGGCCAAUGAGGCGGCCAAUGAUGUUCUCAUUCUCCGGAGCCACGAACCCAAUGCCCCGGGGCCUGCGGGUGCUCAGACCUCAGAGAAAGCAAGGGAGGGGCCCGGGAAGUCGAGAAGAGCGCUGCCUUUCACAGAGAAGAAGAAGAAACCCGAGACAUUUAAUAAAACCCAAAACCAGGAGAACACUUUCCCUUGUAAAAAAUGCGGCAGGGUGUUUUACAAGGUGAAGAGCCGGAGCGCUCACAUGAAGAGUCAUGCCGAGCAGGAGAAGAAGGCUGCAGCUCUGAGGCUGAAGGAGAAGGAGGCUGCAGCUGUGCACCAGCAGGCGCUGAGGGAAGAGAGCGGGGAGGGUGAGAAGGGCUGAGGCCCUGCUGGACCCUCUCACUGGUCCCGCCCCCACCCUGCACCCGGGAAACCUCUAGAGGGAGCCAGGAGAGGGUCACGUGGACUUUGCUCUGCAAGACAAAUCUGAUAAUGAAAAAUAAACAGGCUCUUUUAUUUACAAAGGCCAAGGACAGUGUUAAGGGCUGCAGGAUCCAGUUCUCAGUGUCUGGUCGAGUUGUUCUGCUUUCCUGGAGCCCCGAGAGGCCAGGCCCCUUGGAAGGGCGAAGGGCUCUGCGGUUGCCUCUGGGGUCUCUGUUCUUGCCAAUCUCUUCGCAUCUGUCCUCUUCUAUCCCGGGUCCCUAGUAAGCCACCAUGGGAAGCCAAGCACAAGUUCACCCGGUGCCAGAUUAUUGCUCCUCCCCCAGAGGACCUGGAAGGCUGUGCAAACCUUGCCCCAAACAAAGGAACUCCUCAGAGAACGGUGGCCUUAACACCCGUGUUGUUCCUGAACAACUGCGGCCAGGCCAGAGCUGCUCGAAUGGUCUGGGUUCAGGUCACCACCUGCCUGGGAGGAUCUUGGAGGGCAGUUUCGACCUCUUUGCUGCUUGUUAGCAGCCCGUCUGGGGCUGCAACAGUUUUCUCGGACAUUUGAGGAAGGGGCCGCUGUUCAUGUCCCUACCUUCAGCGUGCUGCAGAAGAUGCACCGCCAGGCCGAGGGAUCUUUUGACAAGCCUGAUGACUCUGCCUGCUGCCUACCAUUUUAUACCGUUGGGUCCUGGAGGCUGCUAAGGGAGCCUCAAGCGGGCCCUAGAAAGGCCCGGCCUGCUCUUAGGUGCCAGCUCCUGUCUUGUUUGACUCACUCUUAGUAGUAGCUGCCACCUAACCCCACUCAGUGUUGAUAUUCACAGCCUCUCCCUCCCACCUCACCCCUCCCCUAUCCUGCAUGCUGGAGAUUUCUGGAUCCUUCCCUGGGAGGGGAUGUCCCCUAACUAGACUAGCCAGGAGCCUUCAUUCCUCGACUUGUGUCAUUUGGGAACUAUUUAUUUAUUCUUAAUAUUUAAUUUUUAACAUCCUCAGGGACCAGGGGCCUCUUGCUUUUUAGAGGUCCAAGUGCAUUUAUCCCAAAAUAAGGCACCUUCUUGGCAUCCUCACCCCCACCCCCCAAUUCCAAGGCUCUAGGGUCCCUUACCUUGUUGCUCUUGCUGGUAGGAAUGGUAGGUAGUAGUGCUGAACCGACUGGGAAGGUGGGGAGUGUCAUUAAAGUCACAGGAAACUGGCAGAUGUGGGUGAGGUCAAAGACAAUUCUCUGGCCUGCCCUUUCUGUACUUUCAAAAUGCUUGAGGGAGUUGGCAGGAGGCCAAAAUUCUAGUUUUGUUUAUCAGCCUGGAUUCUGGCUUGAAGAAACCAUAUUUGGCAUGAAAUUACUGAAGGGCUGGAGUGUUCUGGAGGUCCCUUCACUUGCCAGUUCCAUAGGGGGCCUAAGUUGUUUUUCUGAUAUUAUUACUCAGUUUUAAGUUGUGCAGAAGAAAGUCUAAGUGGAUGUGUCUGAGUGGUCAACAUGUUAUUUAAGAGCUAAAAAGGAUUCUUUCACUAUUCAGUAGGAGAUGGCCCACAGCCAACUGGAAAUAGAUGGGGUGUUUUUAAGCUAUGCACUAUUGGGUAUUUUUUACAUUCAUUUAUGCAUCAGUAUGGUUCUAUGAGAGCUGCCUAUGGAAGUAACAAAAAUGUCUCCUAAACCUUCAGCUUCCCCAUUAGUUUCUUUCAUAGGCUUCUACAAACUCAAAGCCUCGAGAUUGCAAAAAUCUGGUACCCUCUGGAAGCAAGAGGACAGCAAAUUUAGGCUUUCUCCUAAAUCACUUGUAUAAUGAGUGCCUUCACAGCUUAGCCCCAAAGUGCUACUUAGGUUUCCCAAGGUUUUUUUUUGUUUUGUUUUGUUUUUUUUUUUUUUUUCCCUAUUUAAACCAUAUUUGGCUCAGGCCCCUUGGACAUGUGAUAUCAGACAUCUUCAACCACAUGAGAUUCUCCUGCUCAGUGUGAGAUUCUCCUGCUCAGUGGUUCCAAUCAGUCCUUAGAAAUCUUAAUAAAAGAGUGAUUCUACUUUUCUAAGUUCACAGAGACCAGGCCAGACGAAUAUAGCCGGAAAGAAAUUAAGAUGCUACCUUUCGGUAGUGAUCUCAUGAGACACUUUUCUUAGAAGAGUCCAUGAUCCAGGGUGCAGUGUGAAAACUGCACUGUCUCAAGGGCAGAUCCAGCUGUGGCAAGUAGCCACAGAGGCUGACGCAGGCACAUCCUUACUGGUGCUUUCUCAUAGGGACACACUGGGCUUGGUUUUUGUUGUUUUUAUUAUUAUUGCUAUUAUUAUUCAGAGCUCUUUGCUGUAAGAAUAAGUAACAACUUCAGCUUGAUGUUAGCCAUCCUAGACCAUCUCACCUUACCUGUCUCCCAGCCUCCACCGGCGUUCAGUGAAGGGCGUGAAACUGACAUAGUGCCUGUGUUCUGGACCAUUUCUGGCCUCUCUUGCCCGUCUAAGGAGGCAGUGCCAUUACUACUGUCCUCCGCGCCUUCAGCAGCCCCUCCUAGCUAAGGUACAUACCUACCCUUCUGCCACCCCGCCCUCACCCCUGGCACAGAGACCCUGUGCUGCUGAUGUCUAAAGGGAUUGCCUAUAUUUAACUGCCUCAGUGACCUAACCUCUUUCUUCUCACAUGCCUGAUGUUAAAGAUGAAGGAGGAAUACAACACAUACUCAAGCCUCAGCUGUUUAAAUGUUUUUAUUGGGGCUCACUUUUCUGGGUUGUUAUUUAUUACUAGACUGGCAAAGCCUAACUCUUUAGGUUUUUACAGGAAGUAUGCAUAUUUUUAUAAAACAGUUGUGUCUGACCCACAUUUGGCUGUUUGUUGCCUCAAAAAAAAAAAAAAAAAUUGCAGCUGUUAGAACUUUUCCUCAUUUGUCUGUUAAGUUGAAGGCCUUGUUGGAGAGGACAGAGCACAGAAACAGCCUUGACAGUCUGUAAUUAUUGUACAAAUAUUUUAAUAGCAUAAAAUAAGUAUAUUCCUUUUAUUUUGAAACAAAAUGAUCAGACACUGCCUUUCAUGUGUUUGUUGCCUGUGGCACUCUUUUUAAAAAAGACUGUUACAUAUUAAAUAGUGUACAUAUAUAUAUAAAUAUUACCUCUUUUGCUGUACAGUUGUGAUAGACCAGACUGAAAAUUUUAUUUUUUGUGUGCUUUUUAUAAAAAAAAUUAAUACACUAAAGAGAAUCUUGCUGUGAUUGUAAUGUACCUAUGUAACUUAUUUACUUUUGAAUGUUCUGUAUCUUAAGACCUUUUAUUAAAUAAAAUUUUAAAAAAUUCA